Molecule: messenger RNA, 1664 nt
Organism: Fonticula alba
Lineage: Eukaryota; Rotosphaerida; Fonticulaceae
Exons: 2
Coding region: 168-1664 (498 amino acids)
Molecular function (GO): protein binding
Source: RefSeq, a predicted model, not a curated record
CCCCCUCCCUUGCUCGUGCUCUCCUCCUUCCUUUUCUUUCGCCUGCCAUUCCCCCGCCCCCCUCUGCCCCCCCCCCCACCGGCGUCUCGAAGGCUCUCGCCACGGUCCCUCGCCCUCCCGCGCGCGCGCGCGCCCUCCCCGAGCCGGAGUGCCUCCGUCUCGCCAACAUGGCCGGGCCCGAUGUCAUCGAUCUCGUCGAUUCCUCCUCCGAUGAGGAGGGGGACCGGCGUCAGGUGGCCACAGCCCGGCUCCGCCGCCCCGGGUCCCGGCAUGCGAGCGCGGCCGCGGCAGCCCCCAUGCCGGCCGGGGCCGAGGCAGCACCUCCGGCGAUUUCAUCGACCCGCUCCCGUCGUCGGCGGUCUCCCAGCCCGAGCGACGAGUAUCACCCCUCGAAUUACAGCAGCCACCGGUACGCCGGCCGGCAGCCCACCCUGCAGGAGUCCGUGGCCAAGCUGCGUGCCACGUCCGAGCGAUACCUCGGUUCGAGUGGCGGCGACAGCGGCGCCUCCUCGUCGGUCUUCUCGUCCACCGGCACCGAGACCAUGCGCCUGCGCGGUCGGCGCCUGAUCAUCAACAUCGCCCCGGCCCCGCUGGCCCCGCUGCUGGAGCCGUUCCGCGGGAAGGUCCCCCCGGCGCCGACGCUGCCGGUGCGCACGGUCGACGGGUCGACUGUCGAGCCUCUGUCGCUGCCCUUCGCGGCGUACGGGCGCGCGUGCGGGCAAACACCCCUGGGCCUGUCGGCCGAUCUGGAUCUGUCGCUCCUGCCACAGCGCGUCACGGACCCGGGCAGCCCGGAUGGGCCGGGCCCGAAGCUCGACCGGUCGGCCAUCGGCGGUCUUUACUUUUUCUGGCGCGGGCGCCGGCUCAACCCCAGCAUGUAUCCCUUUAUGAUCGGCAUGAUCCCGGACCCCAGCCAGCCGGGGCUGCCUUCGCCCGUGGAGCUGCUGGUCGCUCCAUACCCCUACUGGCCCACGGCCGAGGCAUUGCGCGGCCAGCAGUCCGAUCUGCCGGCCAUCGUCCAGCUGACCAACCCCUCAUCGGCCGAGGGCAAGAGCGCCUUCGAAGCUCCCGAUGGGCAGACAUCCCCCGACACGAAGCACGGGGCUUCGCCCGGUCCUCGGGGCCCGUUGCCCGAGCCGCCGGCCGUCCCGGAGACCGGCAUGUUUUCCCUGGCCUGGGCCGAGUCGAUUGUCAACCUGUUGACAUCCGACGAGGAGGCCGAUGCCGCGGAUAGCCAGUCGCCCCUGGCCCUGGAGCCCAUGGGCGGCGACCUGUCCCCGAAGCCCGGGGGGAUGGCCCCGGGCUCGGCAUCCUCUCCAUCGUCUGCCGGGCAGGCUGCUGAUCACUCGGCCACCGGGCCGUCGCCCCUGUUGGAUGAUCUCUUGAGCUUGACGGCCUUUGCCGAGGAGGAGACCGUCCUCUUGCGCUUCAACUCCGCCACUCGGGCCUCCAUCACCAAGCGCGUGUCACGAAAUGCCACGGUCGCCGAUCUGAUCUCUCAACUCCUUGAGGUGGAUUUCCCCCACGCCCAGGGGAUAUCCCUGCGCUUUGAUGGGGAGGUACUCUCCCCGGAGGAGACCCCCGCCUCGCUGGACAUCGAGGACGAGGACAUCGUGGAUGUGGUGCUUACUGGCGGCGGCGGCGGCGGCGACGGCGGGGUUUGA